Molecule: messenger RNA, 4550 nt
Organism: Corythoichthys intestinalis (scribbled pipefish)
Lineage: Eukaryota; Metazoa; Chordata; Actinopteri; Syngnathiformes; Syngnathidae
Product: wings apart-like protein homolog
Exons: 20
Coding region: 317-3925 (1202 amino acids)
Source: RefSeq, a predicted model, not a curated record
ACGUAAAUGGGUCCAAUGGAAUGGAAGCCUUUCGUCGCUCAAACAGAAGGAGACAAUUGGCUUUAUUUAAUUUUAACUCCGGAAUAUUUUCCAGCUUUUCCUGUUUAUGAAUGACAUCAAGCCGCGUUCGCAGUUUUAUUUAGCGUCAGUGGCUUUUGCCAUCGAUUAAUUUGGCUGCUGCCGGUGAAGCGGCUGGCCUUGUUUAUGCUGAGCUUUGGAUCAACGAAGCAGGCCUCCGGUCUGCCACUGUAACAUCUCCGCUGCUUUGUCCUGCUCGGUCCAUUAGCUCGCCAAAAAAUAUGAGCCAGAUGCAACAAUGACAUCAAGAUUUGGUAAAACCUACAGCCGCAAGGGAGGAGAGGGCACGUCUAAGUUUGACGAAGUGGUGUCUACCAAAAGGGGCACUCUGAGCACAAAAUGGGGUGACACCACCUACAAGGCCAAGGUGGGCUGCAAGCGUGCCGGCCCCCCGAAGGGUUCCUCGGCUCCGGACAAUCACAAAAGAGCUAGGAGCAGCGGGGAUGGUUCAGACGACCCGUUUGGCUUUGACAGCGACGAGGAAUCCAAACCGGUGUCUUCUCGCAGCAAGUCGUCACCUGCCAAGGCGCUGUUGACAGAACCCCCAAGGGCGGAGAAGCUGGGGGUCUCCUUUGAGUCUAGAAACUGGUCCAGCUUUCAUGAGGGACUCAACUCCUCCCCACAAGAGAUGUUGUGGCCGGGCAGGACAGAAAAUUCUGGUCUGGUCUUCAACAGCAGCAAUGCCGACAAAAGAAAACCCCAGAGCUCCUCACCGUCUUUGGAGAAGCAACACAGCUACGCGUGGUACCAGAACGCCUCAGAGAGUGAUAAAAAGCCUUUGGCGCAGACCACCACCUUGAAAACAUCCGCUAAGGCUGAGUCCACCUACAGCUCGUGGGACACCCUCAUGGGUUUCCGACCGCCUUUGCCCAUCCAGGAGCCACGGGAUCCCGCCCCCACGCUUUCUUGGACUUUGUCGGGCAAUAAACUGCCCUCGCCACCUCGACUGCAGAACCCCGCAGAAAGCCAUGAUCCGGACGGCGAUUUCGGCUUCGAGAUGGCUGAUUACUGCCGGACGCCGGCGUCUUCGUUGUCUGAGCGGAACUCUAAAUGUCGGACUUAUCACAGACCAGGCAAACAGACCAAAGCAUCGGACUGCAGCAUUUUAGCUUCAGAUUCGCUUACGUUGGUGUCCGGUGUCGGCGACAAGAAGGUGUGCGACGGACUGACGAGAGACUACACCGUGCUACACCCUUCUUCCGCUUCCAUGUGUAACGUCACCAAUCAGGCGGGUGGCGUGGAAGUUUAUAACACUUCAGCCGCUCCUGUGAGCGGUACUUGCGCCCCUAAGAGUAGCGGUGCCGCAGAGCAUCUCGCAGUUGGGUGGCAGCGGAAGAAGGCCGAGCAACAGCACAGCAGUCAGAACCAGUCCAGAUUAAUGAAGGAAACCAAAGCGGACCUGUUUGGUUUCGAAGACGUUGACACCCAUCAGGAUAACGAAGACGACGAGGACUGCGGGUCCAAAUACAAAAUCCAAUACUUUGGUUUCGACGACAAUAGCGACAGUGACGGAACUAGCGCCAUGGACCACGACGACCGCAGGCCAAAAGCGAGAAUAAGGGCCAAGAUGGCUGCGGUUGCCGAGGAGACGCCACUGGUGGCCGAGGAGGACUUGAACGAACCCAUCAGGGACUGUGAGGCUUUUGAGAGGAGCACCACAGAGUGGACCAAUAAAUACUCUGAAAGGCAGAACAACAGAAUACAAACAGAGCCCACUCGUCAGCUCUUGGACUGUGCCAUACUGGACUUUACUGAGGACGAUCUCAGGGUGGUAGCUGCUGGGCCCAGGAAGCCCCCUCAGGGGAAGCCAGCCGACAAAAACCAGGACACCCAUAGGAGGAUCUUCAGUGCACAAAAGAAGUCUCCCACCAAAGCUGUGUACAACGCCCGCCACUGGACACUGGAUAGUGAAGAGGAGCCCAUUCCUUCCUUCAUGUCCCGACCGCAGACGAAUCCCGUAAGAGGCGAACAUGCGCCGCGGUCCUCAGGAGGAUUGCCUGCCGAUGAGCCGUCGGGAGCGCAGAAAAAUGACACCGUGUUCAAGGCCCCGCCCCCUCCUCCUACGGUCACCAAGUUUGUCAGUGUCCCCACUGACCCCGACCAGGACACAGUUACUGCGCUUAAGUGUCGCAAAGAACACAAAGAGCUGUACACGGUGGUACAGCAUGUCAAGCACUUUAAUGACGUGGUGGAGUUUGGCGAAAACCAAGAGUUCACCGACGACUUUGAGUACCUGGCGACCGGUCUGAAGAGUGGACAACCGCUCAACACUCGCUGCCUGAGUGUGAUCAGCCUGGCGACACGUUGUGCCAUGCCCAGCUUCAGAAUGCACCUCAGGGCGCGAGGGAAGGUGGCACAGGUCUUCAAAACUCUCAAUGACGCCCCACAGCAUCAUAACCUGGCCAUGUGCACUGCCUCGCUUAUGUACAUUCUCAGUCGUGACCGACUCAACAUGGAUCUGGACCGCUCCUGUCUGGACCUAAUGAUCCGUUUGCUGGAGCUGGACCAGGACCAAAGCGGCAAUAGCGGCGUGGUGGACUCGGGCCCGCAGCUGAGCGCCAGGGAGAUUUGUAAGAUGAAGGAGAAGAUCCGCAAGCUGUGCGACACAGUGCACAACAAGCACCUGGACCUGAAGAACAUUACGACUGGUCACCUGGCCAUGGAGACGUUGCUGUCACUGACAUCGAAGCGAGCCGGUGACUGGUUCAAGGAGGAGUUGCGACUCUUGGGAGGACUAGACCAUAUUGUUGAUAAAGUGAAAGAGUGUGUCAAACACUUGAACCAGGAGGACGACAAGGACAAGCUGGUGUCGUCCUUGUGGGGAGCUGAGAGAUGUUUACGCGUGCUGGAUAGUGUGACUGUGCACAAUGCAGAGAAUCAGAGCUACUUGAUAGCUUACAAAGACUCAUCACUCAUCAUUUCCUGUGCAAAGGCACUGAGGCGCUGCGAGGAAAUGAUUCAAUGCUACAGCGUGGAAGGGAUCAGCGCACCAGUGAGCACAGAAUGCGGCUCCGUUGUGGCCAAAGCAGUGGAGAACUGUAUGAGGGCCAUCAUUGGCGUUCUCCUCAGCCUGACGCAUGACAACGAGUGGGGCAGCACCAAAACGGGUGAGCAGGACAACUUGAUCACGACAGCGCUUAACUGCGUUCUUAGAGUUCCUCAGUAUUUUCCUCAGGAGAAGAGGUUCGACAUUCGCGUUCUGGGUCUCGGCCUGCUGAUCAACCUGGUAGAAUACAGCGCCAGGAACCGCUACUGCCUAAUGGAAAUGGAGAUGGAUGGAGGUCAGGGUCCCUGUGAAUCCACUGUGCUCCUCAUGCCUCCGCACCAGCAGGAUGUCAUUAUUAAUGAUGUCAGCGGUCCUCUCAGCGCCAUCGCCGCAUUGGUGCAAUUGUUCCUACAGCGCGAGCGAGCGGCCGUCCUGGCUGAGGCGCAGACUGACGACCUCAUCAAAGAGCCGGCCAAACCCGCCGACAAGAGCGGCGAGUGGCGGGAGACAGGCGGCGAGAUCCAGUGGGUGGCCAACGAUAACCACUGUGACAAUGACGCCAAAGAGAAGAAGGAGGAGGAGGAGGACGGCGAGCUGGACCUUAACAAAGCUCUGCAGCACGCAGGCAAGCACAUGGAGGACAGCAUCGUGGCGUCAUACACGGCUCUGCUGCUGGGUUGCCUCUGCCAAGGAAGCCCGAUGAAUGUGACUACUGUGAGAGAGAACUUGCCUCAGGGGGAUUUCUCCAUCAUGACGGAGAUGCUCAAGAAGUUCCUCAAUUUCAUGAACCUCACAUGUGAUGUUGGCACUGCAGGACAGAAAUCCAUAUCCAGGGUCAUCGACUAUCUGGAGCACUGCUAGACGCCCACAUUCACAAACUUACAUACAUACACACACACACACACACACAGCCCAUCUCUAGUCAGUAUUUUCACUCCACCGCCACAAGUUUGACUUCUCAAUCUGAUUUGACUCGUCUUUGAUUGCGUCCUCUUUACUGAACAUCUCCCUGAAAUUUGUAAUUUACGCAUAAGUAUGCGUGGAGUAGUGUCCGGAAGAAUUAAGCAACUCCCGCCUUGGUUCGUGUGUCACCAUCACUCACACCUUUCAAUGCCGUUUUGGUUCACGUUAGUUUUCAUGAGGGUGGUUGCCAUGUUCUAAUUAUCUAGCUGUUAUUGCUCCUUAUUGAGUUGGUACGAAGUACCUCAUAGGAGACCAGUCGAACAUGGGAUUUAUUGAGCUGUUACGAAAAAGGCGCAAUGUGACAUUUUCAAUUAAUUGCCGCCUUCUGUUUUUUCCCAAUUGAAAACUCAAUUAUUGGUCCCUUAACUUUAAAUACAUUGUUCAAAUGAUCAACACACACACACAAACGUUUACAAGAGCUUUAUUGUGGAGCGUGGAGGAUGUUCGUGUACAUACUGUUUGUAGAUAUGUUGCCCGAGGAGCAGUGCAUGAUGGGAAGUGGGUGGGGUGGGUUGAUUUGCGC